UGAAAAUAGGAAAUCAGCUGUUGCGGUUUUUGUUGCAUGAGGAAUUUGUGUUUAAUAUUUUUUAAAUUUCUUGACAUAAACUUUAGUUAUAUAAAUAAAAGUAAUGUCAGUAAUUAUAAGGACUGUUCGUCUUUUUCCUAAAGGCAUAAUAACGAGUAGAAAUUUUAAUACAACAGUACCGUACUUAGUUAAAGAAAUAAACGAACGAACUGAAAAUAAUGCAUUGGUAGUAGAAGGUGUAAAUUUACCAUCGCCGCGCGCUCAGAAACUAUUGAAAGAGGUUUGUCAGAGUAAAUUUUGUCCGGAAUGUACAUUGGGCUUAGAAAUCAAACAUACUGAUGUGCUUAUACUAUCGCAAUAUGUAAGAUCAGAUGGUUGUAUGUUACCCCAGCGCAUCACAGGCUUAUGUCGGCGACAACAAAAGCGAAUUGCCAUGAUGGUUACAAUGGCUCAAAAAGCAGGUCUUAUGUCAAACUUAACGCCAGCUAAUAGUAAAAAAGAUCCGAAAAGACGUUUCGCACAUAAGAAAUUUAAUACUUAUUUCUUAGAAUCAACAAUUAAAUACUAAAACUUCCUUAUUGGGUACUUCAGAUGCUUAAAAUUAAGAAUUAACUAAUAAAAUCUAUUGUUUGUAAAUGUAAAUGAGUGUAAAAUGUGUGGUUUAGCA
This is a messenger RNA of Teleopsis dalmanni, 667 nucleotides long. Its product is annotated as 28S ribosomal protein S18a, mitochondrial-like. The record is from RefSeq and is a predicted model, not a curated record. Lineage: Eukaryota; Metazoa; Arthropoda; Insecta; Diptera; Diopsidae. Gene Ontology annotation, molecular function: small ribosomal subunit rRNA binding; structural constituent of ribosome. Bases 104 to 568 code for a protein of 154 amino acids. Gene Ontology annotation, biological process: mitochondrial translation. The transcript is spliced from 3 exons. Gene Ontology annotation, cellular component: ribosome; mitochondrial small ribosomal subunit.